Molecule: messenger RNA, 603 nt
Organism: Lycium barbarum (goji berry)
Lineage: Eukaryota; Viridiplantae; Streptophyta; Magnoliopsida; Solanales; Solanaceae
Product: putative F-box protein At1g47790
Exons: 1
Coding region: 1-603 (200 amino acids)
Molecular function (GO): protein binding
Source: RefSeq, a predicted model, not a curated record
AUGAAGAAGAUUACCAGGUGCAGUUCAGUAAACGCUAAAGAAAUUCAUUCUGAUAUGGCGUUCAAAGUGCUAACUCGGCUACCCGUCAAGGCCUUGGACAGAUUUAAGUGUGUAUCGACAUCUUGGUCUUCAAUGAUCCGUCAACCUGAAUUCAUGAAAGCUCAUAGGCCUUGCGGUGGUAUACUCAUCCAUCUUUUGCCCGACUAUUCUCGCUUGAAGGGCCUCUAUUACGCGUCCCUAAAUGGGAAGAAUGAAGUGUUCGUUCAUCGAGCGCGUUUGCCUUAUUUUGGUUAUAAGGAUAUUACCCCCGUUAUAAAUGGCCUUGCUUGCCUUCACACGGGUCAUCAAGUUUCACUUUUUAAUAUAUCUACUCUUGAACUUAUGGAGCUUCCCUCCUCAAGUUUACGCGGUGAAGGGCUUAGUGUUUGGUAUGCUCUCGGUUUUGAUACUGUGGAUAAUCUGUACAAAUUGCUUAAAGUGAGCAGUACAGUUGCUAAUCGACUAGUCUACGAGAUCCUCACUCUUGAGACAAGUUCAAGAUCGGCAUGGAGAUGGAGAGAGAUCGCUCAGGAAGGUUUCCCUUGGUUUUUCCACUAUUACUGA